GUGGGAACAGGAAGAAUAUGGCUGCCAAAAGUCGAAGCGGCGGAACUCAGCGCGUACUUCAGAAACUAAACAAGUCCAUGGAAGAUGGUGAAUAUUACGAAGCUCAUCAGUUGAUACGAACGCUAUACUUCAGGUAGGUUUCUUCUUAGUCUUUUAAUUGAUAAAUCGACAGGACUCGAAAAGCGAGCUGAGGAAAACACAAAUGAACUGAGACCGUAGGUGUGCAUGUGAGCCUCGCUGUAAGGCUGUGAUUGAUUGGAAAUAGUCCAUUAAAACCAAAACUAUGUAAAAUAUGUGAAAUAUCCUCAAGGUACCGUGGCGAUUAAAUUUAUAGAAGGGAGAUGAAGUUGUUUUUUCGCCUUGAAAACUUGUAUCGCUUCGUUGUUGUGUAAAAUAACUAUGCCGGUAAAACAAGACUUAUCAAUGUGUAAUAGGUGCUUAGCUAAGCAUAUUCCACUUCGCUGAAACAAAUUGAAUGUAAGAUGUAGUUUUGUUCCAGCGAAUUUUACCUUUAAAAGACAGUACGAGGACAAAGCUUUAAAUUUCGAUUCUGAAUAUGAAAGUUCAGUUUAUGGUAACUUACGAAAUCGUGAUUUCAGUUUCCAUAAAUCAUCAGACCGUGUCAAUAAUUUUUAUAAAUACAACUCAAGCAAUCAAAAAACAUGCAGAUAAUUAUAUAGUUCAACUUUUACUAACAAAUGUUCAUGACAGUUCCAUUGAACAACAAUUUUCCUGAAUACCCUUGGACCCUCUCUGAUAAAAUAUUGUACAUAUAAAGUUUAGGCUGCAAAUUUCCUGCAUGAAGUUGAUAUCUUAGUAGGAUCAAAUCUGAAAGAUCUUGCAGUUUUGUACUUUUUUUAUAUAUUUUGAAUUUUUUAAGAACCACCCCUACCCCUAUCCCUACCCCUAUCCCUGCACAGGUCAAUCCACAGCAAUCCAUUGCAUGGUAUAGCAAAUCAUCCUUAGCUUCCCCUCGCUGUUGGCUAACCCUAGAUCUUGAUGAUUUUGACCUCAUCUCAUCUCAUGUCUCAUCAUGUCCAGCAGUGUGUAAGACCUUCUCAUGGUCUAGCUAAGUGGAUCUAUUUGUAGCUUUUUCUUCCCAGUUCUCCCAUGCAAUACCAGCUCUCUUCAUUUUCCAGCCAAAAAAAAUAAGUGCCAGAUUUAUUAAUGAACAGAUGAUGAGCUAAGCCUUUACUCAAGCCAAAUGGCCUCCCCCAGUGGGAGCGUAUCCUAGUUUCCUCAUCCUGAAGCAACUAGGAGUAUCACUACUGCCCCCUGAAUGGGAUACCACUCCAUUGCAAGGUUACCUCCCAGCAUUUCAUCAGGCUUCGCUGACAAUUCACCAGUACCCAUUUAUUCUCCUAGGUGAAGAGAGGGACUGUGAAAGUAAAGUGUUUAGCAUAAGAAAACAACACAUUGACCUGGUCAGGUCUUGAACCUGAACCUCUUGACCUAGAGUCCAGCAGCCACUUGGCCUCCAAUGAAUAAAUAGACGAAUAAAGAUAAAUAAAUUAUUAUUAAGAUGAAAAUAAUGUCAAAGACUGCUUCUUCAUCAUUUCAUCUGUUCAUCUUCUCUCUAUCUUUGUUCCUAAGUAGCUCCUUCUCAGGGUUAUUUUUAUGAAUGUUUUAAAAGGCUUCUCACAUAACUCCUGCCCUAGCAAUUUCCACAUGUAUUUAAAAACCUUUUUAGCAAGGUUAAUCCUAAUUAAAUAUUUAUGAUCUAUUUUCUAGGUAUAAAUCACAGAAGAGUUAUGAUGAAGCUUUAGAGAUAGUUCAUAACGGGGCAUGCCUACUUCUCAAACACAAACAGGUAAUUUUCUCAAAAAAAAAUUCUCAUUACUGGUUUCUAAAGGUUGACUUUUACCUUGUGAUGUGUCAAAUUCAAUUUCUCUAAUAUUACCUUUUUAGGUAAUCAGUAUUUACAUGGUUAGAUUAAUUUGUGAAUUUAUUCUCAGCAGUAGUUGCUCUAUUUGUAUGUGGAAAGCAUUUUUACUGUAACAGGAUACAUUUAUACAAGAUACUUACUAACUCUCUUUUAUUUCUUAAUGCAUCCAGGAAAGGAGUGGUACUGAUUUAGCCUUGCUCAUGUUGGAGUGUUUCCGUACUGCAAAGGUACCUGUUGGAGAAGAUGCCUUGGGUAAAAUUAAAAGUUUGUUUGAACUUUAUGAACAUGGUUCACCAGAUAGACAGGAAUUUGUGACAGAGGCAAUAAAGUAAGUAGAAAUCAACGGCUAUAUUUAUGGUAAUCAGAAGUUUUGGUUUUAAUCCUGUGACUGAUCUGAUUUUUAUUAAAAGUAUCAGAAUGUUACAUAAAAUUGAUAUCAUAGAAAACACAAAAUACAUUAGUUUGAAAUUAUUUGAAACUGAAAUCCAUUUUAAACUGGAAGAUAUGGUCAAACCUUGAUUAUCUGGACCUUGACUAUCCAGAGUUUUCAACUACCUGCAUCAACUCCUCUAGUUCCAAUUUUUAUGAAUACUAAUAACCUCUAGUCACAUUUCAGAUCAGAAGCAAUUUUUUCCUACAAACAAAGUGUAUAAAAUGAAAUUCCUGUUGGAACUGAAUUUGUUCCACUUUCGUCACCCAGUAAAUGUUUUAGGAAUUGUUAAACAUAGUUGGAGGGACAAAACAACAUUGAUGCUAUUCCAUUGUCCUAACUAUUUAGCCCAAUCCUCAGAAGUUGGGAUAAUCAAAAUCUGACUGUAUUUCUUUCUUUUUAAAAUGUUUUCAUUAAACAAUGGCAUAUCAUUAUGGAGGUUAGACAGGAUUAAUAGAGAGUUUUGAAGUGAAUGGCUUACUUGAUAAAGUAAGAGGCAAAUACCAGGAAGGGAUCAAAAGGAGAGUCUCAGGCAGUCAAAAUAUCUGUGCGACUUGCAACAUCACUAGGUCUUUUAAAUGUACCAGCUAAAUGGUGGCAGAAAUGCAUAUGGUGCUUGCUGUUUUGAAUCAUUCCACUGCUGCUUCAAAUUUUGUUGUUAAUCCUUUAAUUCCCAGAAAUGAUUAAUGUGAAACUUCUCCCUAUAAUAUCCAUACAUUAUCCUGCAAACAGGUAUUGAGAGAACUACAAAUUAUCAGUUAGAAGUUAUUCUCUUGAUCUAACACUAAAUUCUUGUAAUUGAUUUACAAGGAAAUGAGUAGCAGCUCGAGGGGAGAAUGAACAAAUCAGAUCUUGGGAGUUAAAGGGUCAAUCCUUGAAGCUAAUUACCGUAAGAUAAUGUAAAGUUUUACUCAGUUUAUUUCUUUGCUAACAUUACUUUUGUUUUUGUUCUCAGAUGGACAUCUGACACAGAUCCAUCCCUCAAGUAUGGACAUCCUGAGUUACACCUUAUGUGUGCACUUAGUCUUUGGAAAGGUGGGUUUGAUUUGAAAUUAUCAGGUUUUGCAGUAAACAUGUGUAAUGGACAUGGAGUAGUAGGAGAGGGUGUGGUGGCACUGGGCCCAGUUGUAUAAAGGGCAGAUAGCACCAUCCGACAGAUAAAUCUCUAUCCAGCAAAAUACAUAAUGUUAUCUACAGGAAAGAGAUUUAUCCGGUGGAUAGAGUUCUCCAACCUUCAGAAAACCAAGGCCUCAUUUUUUAUUUAAAUAUUGUCAAAUAUGUUAGCUAUUUAGCUACUCUGUAAAUUCAAGAUUAAAUGAAGUCAUGUUUAUGUUGUUUUUGUUUUUGUAUGGUAAGUUUAGAUCACCUGCCUAGAUGUGGUAUCAACCCUAAAUUUCCUAUGUUCUGAUUUCUUAUCCUUUAUUAUCAAUAAUAUAACCAAAUAACAAUCCUGUUGCUCUGGGAAAUAGUCUAGUGCAAGCCUGAUAGGUUUUCCUGUUAUUUCUUUCUUUUAAAAGGAGACAUUUAGAACUGUCUGUGCUUAAUAUUGCCUUUUCCUUACUUUUAACAGAGAAAAACUUUGGUGAUUCACAAUACCACUUUCUGUUUACCUCUGAUGGACAACAAUGUGCAGCAAUGCUGGUGGAAAGUGCUACAACACUGGGCUUUCCUGGAGAGUCGGACUUAUUUGUCACACAAGCAGUAUUACAGUAUGUUUCAAUACUUCUACCUAAACCAUGUCUAGAAUCCAAAAAUCGUAAUUUAUCAGAACUGUCAAUAAGAGCCAGUAGCCAAAUGAAUUGGCUAGUCUGUCAUCUUUAGACAGUUACUAUAACCUCAUUUUACUAUAAGUACUGAUGAAAAAUUGUGCAAUUAUUGAAGUGACAUAAAAGAAAUUUAGAACAGCAGCAAUUUCCCGGUUUUUAGUGAAAUAGCAUGCACAAUAUUCCAGGAACAGAUUUAAACAUGUGAAUCAAUUCCAACUUAAGAAUUUGUGACCCUCCACAGGAAAACGGACACUAACGCUUUUCCGUUAAACGGUCUCGAAAAACGGUUGAAAACGGAUUAAAAAUCAUUUUUUAUCCGUUUAAACGGAUGCCAUAACCGCUUAAACGGAUGGCAAAAAAUUUAAACGGUUGACCAAAGUCCAAAAACGGAUAGCUUAGGCCUUCAAACGGUUGACCAAAAAAAAAACGGAUAGCACGAAAUGUUAAACGGUUGACCAAAGUUCAAAAACGGAUGGCUCACACUGUUAAACGGUUGACCAAAAAUAAAAACGGUCAGCCCGAAACGUUAAACAGUUGACCAAAGUCCAAAAACGGAUAGCUUAAACCGAGAAACGGUUGACCAAAAUCGACAAACGAUGAGCUUAAAAUUAAUGUUUAACGGCUGUGGUUGAGCCGGCGAGAUCUUCUGUGGAAAAGCUUUCAUAGUGACAACGGAUAAUUAUCCUUUAAAGAGAAAAUAUUGAGCAUGAUAAUUUGAAAAGUAAUAACUAGCAUAUACUUGCGCAUUUUAUGUCUGGGUUAAUUACUUCUGCUUUCAUGUGACGUUCAUUAAAUAAGCGCAAUUUACUGAGAAUAGUUUCACUGCCGAAUAUCCUGAACGGCUUCCGCGAGAAACUCAUAAUCUUCUCGUUUGUUUAUUCUUAUUAGUAUUGAAAAUGAACUUCAUUUUUUCCUGUUCGGAAGUUUCGCGAAACAAAUUUGCAUAUGCAAUGCCGCCACCUUGUCUGAAGCCGAGACGUUUCAAGGUCAAAUAACGCAAUAAAGUUCCAUUGCAAAUAAAAGGUCGAAUUGGUGUCACGCACCAAGCGGGGCCGUUAAAAUGAUUGUCAAUAAAACCAAGAUGAAUCAAGAUGAUAUAAACAGAAAGAGAGUAGCCGAUUUAACUUGUUUGUCAAAGGAUGCGACGGAAACUCGCUUACUAUGAUCACACAAAAGAUAAAACCAAAAUAAGAUACGGUCUUUCUGUAUUUCAAGAACUGGCGAGUAUCGAGCGAAUGUAAGAUUGAUACUUCGAACUGCCUAUAACAGAAUGAUAGGCAAACAGUCCAAAGCUUUCCAUGGAACUUUAAACGGGUAGCUUUUUUUUUAAAAACGGGUAAGCAAACCAUUUAAAUGUUUUUAAAUGUUUUUGCGGGAAUUUUUUUAAACGGAUGCAAAUUUUUUUUAAACGGAUGAGGAUGCUUAAACGUUUUUUAAAAAGCAUAAACGGAUGCAAAUUUUUUAAACGGAUGAGCAAACCGCUUAAACGUUUUGGCAAAAGCGUUAAACGGAUGCAAAAUUUUUUAAACGGAUGAGCAAACCUUAAACGUUUUUAAACGUUAAACGGAUGAAUUUUUUUAAACGGAUAUAAACGGAUAGUUUAAACGGAUAUAAAUGGAUAGUAAACGGUUUUGCAGCUUAAACGGAAAAGCUUUAGUGUCCGUUUUCCCGUGGAGGGUCACAUUUUCUUGAAGUUUCAUGCAAACUUUGUGGAAUGCUUGGGACAUUUUAUCUGAGUAGUUCUAAGCAGUCUGGCAGGCAAUCUGAUGAGACAAUAAAGCAUCCAAGACAACCAAGCCACCUGCCAUUUUUUUGUUUGCUCUAUAAUUUCAAACUUGUUGAGAGCCUUGUGAUGUAUCCUAAGUUUCUUGAUUUUAGUGGGUAGGGAUAAAGGUAGACUUUCAUUGCCCUCAGUGUUUGAUAAAAUGGAAGAUACUUUUUAAAAGAGCAGUCUUCUGAUCUCCUACAGAUGGGUAGCUUUUGAAAGGGCUGUUGCCACUGACUGAAGUACUCACACGUUAUCAUUUUGACAGAAUGUGUUAUACAUAAUUAUGAACACCAGGCCUGUGGCAAAUUUUAUCACCACCUUAGAUAAUACAUGAACCCUGAAGAUCACAAAGACAGUAGACACUUAAAUCAAAGGUGGAAAUAGCUUCCAUUACUAUAUACCACACAAAUGAAUAGUGCUUUUGGCAGGCGCUGAUCGGCUGGUUUGGAAGUGAUUAGAAUGUACUAUAUACAUGUACCUCUGAGCACCUAAGGAGAAAAAAUGUGUGUCAACAAUAUAAUUUCUGACCAUUUUUCUGGUGUAUUGACAGAAAGAAACUAGUUGCUUUUGGUUUCUGUGUGGUAUAUACUAAAAUAAUUGUUUACCUCAGUGUUGGUGAAAGUGGUGGAUUUUUACUGAGUUAUGAAAUGACAAGGAAAAUGUCUACCAUUUGUCACCUCCAUCUUAGUGAAUAAUUGUUAACAACUCACAAACCUUUAAUAAGAAAGGAGUCCAAUGGCCACCUUCCUUUAUGAGACAAAACUUUUUGUAUUUAAUUCAAGAUUGGCAGUAGGAUGAAAUUCUAGUUCCUGAGGACUUUUAUUAUCACAUGUUAUGGGGUAAUGAAUAGUUCUGACAUUGCUAUUUGUCCCUGUUAGUUAUUUAUUCACUAUAUUGUGUUCUUUAAUUUUUUCCAGAUUUCUUUGUUUACAGAACCCUUGUACAGCUAAUCUAGUGUUCUUUAAAUAUACUGCACAACAUCCAGAUUUUUCAGGGAUUGGUCCUCCAUACCAAAAGCCUCUUCUGAAUUUUGUCUGGUUUUUGCUUCUAGUUAUAGAAAGGUUUGCUUUUAAAUACCUUUAAAGUUUGAAAAAGUUUUCAUGUCUGAACCAUAUUAAUGGUUUUCUUAGUCAUUUAAUUAUGUAUUGUAAGUAGUGCAAGUUAAUGUAGUGUAAGCAUCGUGUAAGAAGUAAGUAUGGUGUAAGUACAUAUGUAAGUAUAAUAUAUAGGAAAAAAAAUUUUUAAAAAAUUUAAUUAUUUUGAUAAACCAGGCACAAACUAAUGUUUGAUUCUAAAAGAGCUUCUCUCAUUUUAUGAAAAUAUAAAUUUUAAAAAAAAUUACACCUUUAAUUUCAUAAUUCUGGAGUUCAUAGUUUAUUGCUGGAUAAUUUAUCCUAAUGUUUGAUUUCAGAAGAGCUUUCCUCAUUUUAUGGGAAAGAAAAUGAUAUUAAACUUUAGCUCCAUGGUUUUGAAGUUCACAGUUCAUUACUGGAUAAUCCCCCCUUCCAGUUUGCUAUGAACCCAUUUAGUCCCAAGAUCUCAAAAGUAAGUCUCCUUACCAUCCACAAUAAAUUUCCUGUUAUGUUGUUUUUGAGAAUUUGGUCUUAAAAUGGGUAACAUUCCCUUGUUGAUUUUUUUCUUCACUCUUAUAACCAAUCUGCUUGAAAGAGUAUUGAUUUGGUAAGGGGAAAUUACUUCUCUACCACUCCAUGGAUUGGAAGGGUUAAACUUUGGUUUUGCUUUUUUUCAAUGUAAAUUCAAUAAAAGUAAGUUCAGAAUGAAAUAUAGUUAAGAAAAAAAGAGAACUGUAAGAUAUGAACAAAUUUGCUUCCUCUAAAAAAUUUAAACUUGUUUUUCUUUCUGGUUGUGUAGGAGAGGAACUCUAAAUCAGUUUACAGUGCUAUGUGAAAAAUAUCAACCUUCCAUUGAAAGAGAUCCAGUAUAUAAAGAGGUUAGUAACUUAAAUAAAGUUAAAGUUUAUCUAAUCCUGCAUUCAUAAUAUUAGUAUGAAUUUAAGUAAUUUAUGGCUCUGUUUAUUGCACAGUAUUUAGAUAGAAUUGGACAACUUUUCUUUGGACUUCCACCAAAGCCCUCCAACAAAGGAAUGAUGGGGGGCAUUUUAGGUGAGUGUUUCGUCGUUAUUGCUUAUUUUACUCUAAUCUGAAGUUUACACUCUCCAACAGCAAUACAGCUCCCAAUGAGAACAGAAACUUACCUUUAAAAUUGGUGUCAUAGCUUCCCAAUGUUUGAUUUGAUUAACCAAUGCUUACAUAGUCAUGGUAGUGCCUUGUUUUUACUUCAGGUGACUUAAUGCAGUCUUUGAUGGGUCCUGGUGAAGGGAAUAGUGGUGCAUCAACUUCAACUGCAAUGAGCAUUGCCUCUGAGGAGGUGGACUGAUGCAAACCAUUUACAAUUUGUACAAUCAGAAAUUUUUAUACCUAGGAUGAAAAAGAGAAACAAACGGAUGGUUUCAGCUCAAGAUGCUGGUUUACCCUUCUGGACAAGAACACAAUUAUCCAGAACCCACUGGAGGUGUAGGCUACUAAAUUGCACUGCUACACAUCAGUGCCAUGCCCAUUAAUACAAACAUCCAAGAGGAUUGGACAAAUAAGCAAGGGUUAUUUACAACUUUAAUGGGUUUAUCAGAUCAUGAUGGGAAAGUCUUUAGCUUUUCGAUCAAUGUAUAAAGUUACCUCAGCUGAGCUUUUGCAAUAGCAGCUGGGCUAACCAAUCUAGAAGGUUUUUCCAGCUGGAAGUCCUCCAGUUUACAUGAACUUGGCAAGGAGCAAAACAGUUUUUGCAACAAUUUAUUUUGAGGCAAGAGUGUUGAGACUAAUAUAUAAGAUGAUCGUCUUUGAGUACCCUAAAACAUUAGAGAGGCAUGAAGAAGCUGAUGGUGAACAAGAACUAUUAUGGAAAGAGAAGGUUUACACAUGUUGCAGAUAGCACAGAUGUUCAAACUGAGAUGCAGUUUGGCCAAUCAAAAAUAGACAAGUGCAAAUACCCAAAAAAGCCUUUGGGUCUGUACCAUAGCAUAUGCAUCCAUCCAGUUUUAUUUUACAACUCUUCUGAUUAAAUUGUAGCCAGUUUCUUCAAUAAUUUUUGGUUGAGAUGUUUGUUGCAGCCUCUUUUGCAAACUCUUCUGAUACUGUUUGUCUGCAAAGGAGGUCUUUCUUAUUUCUUUCACUGAAACAUGAACUCAACAAUCUUGUAGGGAGACAUAAUUAUUAAAGAGAGCUUUAAAUUAGCUUUUAUUUUAAAAAGAGUAGUAAACUGGAAAUUUACAUUUGUGAAACAUAAUAAAUUUUGUUGUCACUCAGAACUGUCUGGCCAGAUUUGGUAGUUUCAUAAUUUUAAACCCUGUGACAACAAGGUUUUUUCUUAUCUAGAAAAAAAAAACUGGAAAAAGGGCCCACCAUAUUCAGUUUAAAAACCUGCCAGAUGUUAUGAUCUUAGUGAAGAGAACCUUUAUACUACACAAGUUCUUUAGGAACAAAUCAUGUACAUAUGAUACUAAAACAAAUCUGUUUUUCACCUAGUGCAUUCCCCCCCCCUUUUUUUUGCUAAUUUCAUCAACUUCAAGAAGGUGUCUAAUCUAGCCAAAAUGGGAUGAUUUGCCUGUCUAAGUAGUAUCUUUAAAAAAAAAUUACAGCCAUUUGGUUCAAUAAGUUUAGUGAUUGUUUAACCCUUUAACUCCUUAGAUCUCAUUAGUAAUUCUCCCUACUGUCUGCUAUACAGUUCUUGUGAUGUUAGUUUGGAGAAUUUGGUAUUGGAUCAACUAAUAAUCUUAUUGUUAUUUUUCUUUAUUCUUGUCACUUGUCUGCUUGAUAUUGUAUUGAUAUUGUAAGGAGAAAUUCUGUCUUGGUCACUCAUGGGGGUUAAAGGGUUAAUGAAAUUGUUCAUUAAGGCAUGAAAGCUGCGAACUGGAUGCCUAUUAGUACAUUACCUUUAUUCAUAACUGUCUUGCUGAUGAAAAGGACUGUGAUGCGUGUUAGGACUGAAUUGAAAAAGGUCUCAUAUUUGAGAGACCUAGACCGUUACUUGUCUCCUUCAAAAUCCCUUCUGUCAAAGGUGUAUGGAUGGUGGAAUGAAUUCACUGGAAUCAGGGGCAUAUCUCCCUCGUUAAGAUUCUUUUCUUUGUAAAGGAGAGGGGAACUUCAACCUCCUGCUGGUCCGUUCUCCCAGGGAUCAUUAAUGAAAACUGCAUUUUAUAAUCAAAACAAAAUAUGGUCUAUUAUGACCCAUGGAUGAAAUACCUCGCAGGUGAGUUGCAAGAAACUGCUGUUAAGAUCCAAAGAAAAAAUGGUAGUAAGGCUCAACUACUGAGGAUCUGGGAGGCUUGGGUUGGAAUCCCAUUGAAGCCUGUACCUUGUCUGUGAGUCAAAAUUCUACUGACAAAAUGGGUAUGGAGUUUCAUGGAUUAUUUCUUUGAGUUUAGAUCAAUUCUGGGCCCCCUAAUUUCAAAAUUCCUUUCCAUAGGCAUUCAAAAGAAUUUUCUUCGGUUUCCCACAACGUUUCAGAUUAGAACUGAGACAUUUUUUAAAAUUCAAUUUUACUUUUAAAGUUUGAAUAAAGCUGUUUGCAAAAAAGGCUUGCCAUCUAAAUUCCUGUGCAAGUUCUUCCUCUUACAGACACCUCUUUUUCUACCCCACUCCCCCCUCCAAGCUUAAAAUAAACCCGCAGGUCUCCUAUCCCAUAAUAGGUCCACUAUAAAAAGCCUUGAGGGCCCUUAAGCAGCCUUCUUAGUCGUACAAAGACAUCACGUAAGUCUGAGGGAGAGUGUGUCAUAAAAUCCUAUUCCAUCAGUGGCUUUGUGGUCGUCAUCAACAGGCUUCCCGUUCGAUCGAGGAUCUUUAAUCACUUUUGAGUUCCUUUAAGUAGUUUUUCUUUCAGUCCUAGAACGAUUUAGCCAUUAAAAAUGAUACGCAUUGCAACCAUCUUCCACACCAAUUUCUUCUACCAUUUAAUAUUUCUAAACUAAUAUGAAACACAAUAAGCAUCUGAACAAUUUAACAGUAUGUUGUUGGAGCGGUCAAACUACGACUCAUAGCAGUGCAUAACUUUAUAGUGUUUUCAAUUGUUCGGAUUGAGAAGUUACGUUGAAAUCAUGUGAUUUUUUCCUCUGUAGCAAAUGGCGGAUGCAGAACCAGCCGGUGGUGCUCGCGGAGGUUUUCGUGGUGGAUUCGGUGGCCGUGGUCGCGGACGAGGCCGUGGUCGUGGCCGAGGAAGGGGUCGUGGAAGGGGUAAAGCCGAAGAUAAGGAGGUAAGGAAAAUUUGUUACUGUCUCAUCAAAUUAAAAUCCCUUCUCAGUCCCCUUUGCUCUCCUAAUGCCCUCCUUGAACUGAGUUUGUAAUGGUAACAGGACCGAGUGGAAUCCAAUUCAUUUUACAAUCAUAGGAGUGUCAAGAUAUGAUAGCACACCGAUUGGACAACUUGAAGUCUUGUUACAAAUUAAUCAGAACUGUGACAAAGUUUUAGUAACAAAUUAGCCAUUGGUUAUGUUUUUAUGAAAUUGAUUAUGAAAAAAAACAGUUAACUCAGCCAAAUGCACAGCAACAGUGUGAACACAUGACACGUGCCAUGGGUAUAGUACCAUGUCUUAUGACAUCUUAUAACAAGCGUGACAUUAUUCUGUCCUAUUAGUGCUCAAAUCAAGCUGAUGGUUACCAAUCAUGUUUGAGAAGUUUGUCACAGUUUUGAUCAAACCAGAAUGGACAAUAGGCAGUAUAGAGCCUUUCAAAUGAGUGUAAGCAAACCAGCCAAACCAAUCACAACUGCUUAAAUCAGUAAAAAAGCUUAGUAAUUCAAGGAGAUAGUGAGAACUCUAAGUGAGUAAAGAGGAUUACAUCUGUAAUACAGGCCAAGUCACAAUUAGUUGUAGAUUUUCAGCUUUCUCAGUAUAUAUCAGAGUACUUUAACUCCCUAGAUCUCUAAAUGAUUCUCCUUACUGUCUGCCAUACAAUUCUUAAGAUGUAAGUUUAGAGAAUUUGGUAUCGGAUCAACUAAUAAUCCCCUAAUUGUAAUUUUUCUUUAUUCUCAUCACUUGUCUGCUUGAUAUUUUAUUGAUAUUGUAAGGGGAAAUUCUGUCUUGGUCACUCAUGGGAGUUAAAGGGUUAAAGCAACCUACAGUAAUCUUGGAUAAUUGUAAUGUUCUCCUGAGAUUUACCAUUUACAUAUCUCAUUAUGUGCUAGCAAGAUGCAAAGCCUUUUUUGAUAGAAUUAAAUCUCUUGGCAAUUAAGACAUUUGGAAUUUUUGGUAAGGUUUGUUUUACAGACCAGAAUCUCUACAAAAUUUAUCUUAAGGCAUUCAAGGACUUACCACCUUUUGUUGAACAGUCAAUUAGAGUCAUAGUACUCGCAGUUGAAGUUAUCAUGAUGAAACUAAAGUUGUAUCUUUAAAAAUGUUGCAUCUCUUCUUUUUCAGUGGGUGCCUGUAACCAAGCUAGGCCGCUUGGUCAAAGACAUGAAGAUCAAAACUUUAGAGCAGAUCUAUCUCUUCUCUCUUCCAAUUAAGGUAAUGAGAAAUACAUCUGAAUGGAUCUGUUCUCUUAUUGCAUGUUUGUGAAUGACAAAGCCAUUUGAAUUGUAAUAACGCAAUGAAAUUUAGGUAUGUGAGACUUUGUAAUUAACAAAUUACUGGCUGGAGUAUGGUUAAAUUUCUGCAGAAAUGUACGAGACUCUGAUACAAAUAGCACCACCUAUUGUUACACCAAUUUUGAUUUUGUUUUGAAGUCCAUAGAUAUUAAAUGUCAGCUUUUGAGCAGACUUAAAAAAGUAAGAUUUGCCAAUUUUGCAACAUCUGUACCUAUUGUAAUAAUUUGUCACCUUGUAACACAACAACCUCCCUGGAAGACCUGAUUGAUUAAGUACGUUUUCUUACAGAAACCCUCUACUUGGUUUUAAAUUUACCCUCUUAAUUUUUCAGGAACAUGAGAUUAUUGAUUUCUUUCUUGGUUCUCACCUGAAAGACGAGGUUCUGAAAAUCAUGCCAGUACAAAAACAGACAAGAGCUGGUCAGCGUACACGUUUCAAGGCUUUUGUUGCCAUUGGUGACAGCAGUGGACAUGUUGGUCUUGGUGUAAAGUGCUCAAAGGAGGUAGCCACAGCUAUUCGUGGUGCAAUUAUUCUUGCCAAGCUAUCUGUCAUUCCUGUACGUCGUGGCUACUGGGGUAACAAGAUCGGUCAGCCUCAUACUGUACCUUGCAAGGUUUGUGUUUCUUUUCUACAUUUCAAACUGCUCUCGAAAACCAUAGUUUGUGACUUGAUACCAAACAAAGAAAACUGUGCCAUUGCUUGUUUAAAUUCUCAGCUCCUACAAUCCAAUUUUAAAGAUAACUGUGGCCUGUUUCUUCAAAUUCCUGGCUGUUCCUCCUCCAUCAAAGUUGUCUUUUGUCUACUAUGUUUACAUUCAAGAUUGAGAGUUAAAUAGAUCAAAAUUCAAACUGUAGAAAAUAUCUGGAAACAAAACAUAAUAGACCAUGUUAAGAGUAAAGACCCUUCCUUUUCUGUAGAUAUACAUCCUAAAAUAUAUGUAUGGCUUUCAGGUCCAUUUAGUUAACAGAAUAUUUGCUGGGGGCAUUAGGUCACUUCCUGAAAAACAUCCAGCAUCUUAACCCAGCUGCCAUUUGCUUCAACUACAUGUAGCUGGAUGGAUGAUUUCACUUAGAGGAAGUUCUAUUCAGAGUGCAUUUCAACAAAGGAUUAUACAACCAAACAGUGAUAAAACACCAUGGCCAAUGGCCAAUCAGAACUUGAAAUAAACACAAGCAAACUACAUGAAAUUAUUAUUGGUUGUAGUUUUGCAUUCAGUUGUUUGGAAGGAUGAUACAAACUUUUAGACAAGGCAUAGAGCAAAGUAAAGAAAAACCAAUGCAAUAUUGGAAAUUACUCUCCGUACUUGUUUCAAACAUUGGUUUAAUAUUCAUCGACAUUUUCAUUAAAGGUGACAGGAAAAUGUGGUUCAGUACGAGUACGUCUUAUUCCGGCACCAAGGGGAACUGGUAUUGUGUCUGCUCCUGUCCCCAAGAAACUGCUUCAGAUGGCUGGUAUCGAGGAUUGUUAUACCUCAGCACGAGGACAGACUGCCACUUUGGGAAAUUUUGGUAUUUGAUUUUGAAUUUAAGCAAAAGCUGUAUAUGAAAUGUCUGUUUAAGAAGCAUUCUUGUGGUUAAUUUGUGUCAGUCAUUCUCUGAGUUAGAUGUGAUGCCUGGGCCGAAACAAAAAUUAAUAGUAUCAUCAUUGGGACAGAUAGGGCUGUUAAAUUUCUAGUUUCAUGGUUUUGUCCAAAUCAAGAUGCUUAGUUUUAAGGAAAAUGAUGAUCCUAAAGUCCUCUUGAGUGGAAAAUUUUCCAGAUAGUACUAACCUAACAAGGCAUGGUUUUGUCCAAAUCAAGAUGCUUAGUUUUAAGGAAAAUGAUGAUCCUAAAGUCCUCUUGAGUGGAAAAUUUUCCAGAUAGUACUAACCUAACAAGGCAUUGUAACGUUUACAACACUAGAGAAGUUCUACUCAACUAUUUUAACCAGUACAGAUUAAAGGGUGCAGGAAUGUGUUUAAGCAACAUGAUUUUCUCCCUUUUCAGCCAAGGCUACAUUUGCCGCCAUCUCCAAGACCUUCUGUUACCUGACCCCAGACAUGUGGAAGGACACUGUGUUUACCAAGGCACCAUACCAGGAAUUCACAGACUUCCUGGCAAAGAAUCACACAGGACAGAGAGCUGUUGCCAAGGAUCAAGCCAUGAAACAAUAG
Molecule: messenger RNA, 14594 nt
Organism: Pocillopora meandrina
Lineage: Eukaryota; Metazoa; Cnidaria; Anthozoa; Scleractinia; Pocilloporidae
Source: the annotation of a GenBank genome assembly